Molecule: messenger RNA, 918 nt
Organism: Closterium sp. Naga37s-1
Lineage: Eukaryota; Viridiplantae; Streptophyta; Zygnematophyceae; Desmidiales; Closteriaceae
Source: the annotation of a GenBank genome assembly
AUGAGUGCUGGAGAUGGGGUCGGUGCUCAUGAGUGCUGGAGAUGGGGGUCGGUGCUCAUGAGUGCUGGAGAUGGGGUCGGUGCUCUCAUGAGUGCUGGAGAUGGGAUGGGGUCGGUGCUCAUGAGUGCUGGAAUGGGGUCGGUGCUCAUGAGUGCUGGAGAUGGGGUCGGUGCUCAUGAGUGCUGGAGAUGGGGGUCGGUGCUCAUGAGUGCUGGAGAUGGGGUCGUGCUGGAGAUGGGGUCGGUGCUCAUGAGUGCUGGAGAUGGGUCGGUGCUCAUGAGUGCUGGGAUGGGGUCGGUGCUCAUGAGUGCUGGAGAUGGGAUGGGGUCGGUGCUCAUGAGUGCUGGAGAUGGGGUCGUGCUCAUGAGUGCUGGAGAUGGGAUGGGGUCGGUGCUCAUGAGUGCUGGAGAUGGGUCGGUGCUCAUGAGUGCUGGAGAUGGGGUCGGUGCUCAUGAGUGCUGGAGAUGGGGUCGGUGGCUCAUGAGUGCUGGAGAUGGGAUGGGGUCGGUGCUCAUGAGUGCUGGAGAUGGGGUCGGUGCUCAGAGUGCUGGAGAUGGGGUCGGUGCUCAUGAGUUGCUGGAGAUUGGGUCGGUGCUCAUGAGUGCUGGAGAUGGGGUCGGUGCUCAUGAGUGCUGGAGAUGGGGGUCGGUGCUCAUGAGUGCUGGAGAUGGGUCGGUGCUCAUGAGUGCUGUGGAGAUUGGGGUCGGUGCUCAUGAGUGCUGGAUAUGGUGUCGAUGGGGGUCGGUGCUCAUGAGUGCUGGAGAUGGGUCGGUGCUCAUGAGUGCUGGAGAUGGGGUCGGGCUCAUGAGGGCUGGAGAUGGGGUCGGUCAUGAGUGCUGGAGAUGGGGUUCGGUGCUCAUGAGUGCUGGAGAUGGGGUCGGUGCUCAUGAGUGCUGGAGAUGGGGUCGGUGCUCAUGA